AUGGGCGCCUUACCAAGCCGUGAAACACAUCAAAGAGGUCUCUACAGUCACCGCCAUGGCCGUAAUCGCCGCAGUGAAAUCAUUCUUAUUCCACUAACUUCUACCUUUUUCCCGAGCCCCGACUGCGACCUCUUUCAGCAUCUUUACAAUGCUCGUAAUCGGCGAACGGUGAAGUAUUACCUGCGAGCACCUCGUUCCACCGAUUCGACAAUUGAAAGCGACUAUUUCUGUAAUACUGUGCGGGUAAAUGAACCUGAAGAGUUCAAUAAAUUUAAUCAGGAGCGAUUUGUAUCCGAGAAAUUACCAAAAAAGCAGCCAUACCAAUCCUCACAAACUCAGGCUAGUGGGUUGAAUUUAAAACCCCAAGCACCAAACCCUCUAAACACAAUGGCAAACGGUGGUGAGAAUCAGUUUAGCUGUUCUAUGACUGGAGGAGAAUCUCACAGGAAAAGCACACCUCAGGACUACGACUAUCAAAGCUACUCUGAUACACCCGAGGGUCUUUACCAUGUACUUGUUCACGAGACGGAUCUCUGCGUCUACGAUACCGACUUUGAGUUGCGGGAUGCAUACUAUAAACAAAUACAGGAACAGCGGAUGGAAUUGGAUAGGGUUCAAAAAGAAUGGUGUCGUCGACCAUCUAUGAAUGCCUCCUUGCAUACGGCAACUGAUCCAUCGCAUAACAUUCCUUCUACCAAUACCCCGGCGUAUCACUUACCACAGCGACAAUCGCCGCACCCUUUCAUGCAGGGGAAAGCAUAUUCCAAGGAUAUGGACCCCUCAGAAUUUUCGACGCAGCUACCGAAAGGAAAUUGGGCCCCAGGGCCUUCUGCAUCUAUUCCUCCACCUGUGCCGGAUGUGUCAUCCAAUAUUGAGAAUAUUUCAUUUGACGCGUUUGUCAGUGGUUACAUCGCCGCUAAACGAUACAUGAGAGGAAAAAAGAAAAACACAAAUUAUCGUGCCGUUGACAACAACUUCAACAAUGGAAUUGAUGAUGUGGGAGUUGACAUUAACCAUUCAACGACUCGCGUGGAUCAGGACAUGCCGAGGCAAACCUCGUCUUCAACGGCGUAUUCAGAUCCGCGCAAGUACGUCAAGCACACUACUUCGCCCUCGGCGUACUAUAUUCACCCCAUCCCAUGUGUGAUCGCAUCGCGCUACGUCGAAAAGAAGCCCCCCGUACCGGACGAUCCUUACUGCGUGAUGUUCGAAGGCUUUUACGUAAAAAUCAUGGGCAUGUUCGGGCUUUUCCCGUCCACCGUUCCGAUGCGCUACGAGAAGGUCUCGGGUGACUCCCACGAGACGGCGAUGGACGAUUUAGCCACCGAAGCGUCGACAGCGCACCAAACCCGGCAGCAUCACCAUCGCGCCAUGCCACAAAAGGAGGACUAUCCAAGCCACGAUGACGACAUCGACAAUGAGGUUAACAUCGAGCAGCAUCUCCUCAAGGGCAGCAUGUUUGUAGACAAGGAUGUUGGGGACCAAAUCCUCGGCAAUAUGGUCAUGCUCGCGGCGCAUAUGUACGUCCGACAGUGUAUCGAGGCCCGCAUUCAGCCCCAAUGCAUCCCCAUGUUGCCCUUUUUUAUGCGCUUCCCCCUUUCCAACAUCCCCAUGCUGCAGUUUGUGAGGGAGUUUCGUCUUCGUCUUAGGGUGCUACUGGAGGCUGGGACGGCGAAAUCGGGCUAUAAACCCAUGCACGCCGGCCUGGGUGGCAUCAGCCCCGAGGAGGUCAUUGAGGACUAUGACCCCAAGCAGCUCCGAAGCGAGGCCGAGGGGUACCUCUUCGAGGAGAACAUCCCCGACGUUGACGGCCCGCGGGAGCUCUUUAUGGGUGCGCAGCUCCACCAGGAGUACAUGUCGGCGAUCAAGCGCCCCACGUCGAACACCAACCCCAUGGGGAACUUUCCCAUCAUGAUGCUCUCUGGCUUUAACGUCCAGCACGCGGCGUUGCGGCAUCCGGCCCUGAACGUGGCCCGCCUGGGACGCCGCUCCAGCUUGGCCAAAAACCACCAAUGGGGCAGCGCCCUCCUGCCCACUGUGGAUCCCCAAGGCUUGGGCUACCCCUCGCAGCCCUCCACCUUCCCCUGCCUGUCACCCAAUCAGGAGGCCCAUAAACUCGACCUGCUGGAGCGGCGAAAAAAACGCUUCCGGCUCUGGGUGGAGAAGGGGUACAUGUGUAUUUGGGCAAGUGCAGCCUACGCGCGCCGGGCCUGCAUUCUGUUGGCCCAGCAACUGAACACCACCGUGGACGGGACGGCGCUCCCGGGGAUGCGGUCGUGGCGGUACCGCGGGCUCCUCCACGGCGGCACCCACGUCCCGCGGCCGGAGAUGGCGAACGACACCCUGAUCGUCGCCGAGGACAUCCCCUCCGCCGGGCUCUGGCAGGGCGACGUCCUGCGAUGCUGCACAAACGAGGAGCUGCUCGCCUACCAAGCCCACCAGCCAUUGCCGCUUCCGGGCGCCUGGCGGACGGCGCUGUCGAGCUCGCCCAUGGCCACCACGCGCAGUGCGAAAGGGGUUCCUGACAGUUCGGAUAUCGGUCAGUCUGGGAAUCCCGCUUUACAGGAGCAAGUGCCGGCCCCAACGGGCGCCUUUUGGGUGCGCGGCUCCGGCGGGCUGGAUGACAGCUUCAUCGACGUCACGGAGCCUAACAUCUCGCUGAAUCCGAAGAUGGAUAAACAGAUUCAACAGGUUGCCCAACAACAGGCAAGAAAACGCGCUGCCGCUGCGAUAACCGUGGCCAAACAUCACAACUGCGUGCCCGUGAAAGAAGAGAUCGCUGUGGCGACGAUGAUGACCCUUAGCCCCACCGACAACACGACGGUUAUUGACUAUCGUGAGGGAACGCUCAAAAUUGAAGAGGUUAUCCUUUCGUGGAUGCGCUCUGUGUACAUGCAGACACGUAAGAUCCCUGAAGACGAGCAAGGGUGGCUGUGCGACCCGAGUGGUCACCUUGUGCGUCUUGACCGGUACACUUUCCACCGCUUCGAGCACGACGGGGUGCGCUUCUUUAUCGGCUCCACGACACGAUUCGUUGGGCAGCAGCAGCGAAUCGAUAAGAUCUUGGACGAGUUGAACACCAUGGAAAAGCGGGAGCUGCAAAUAUUAUCAACUGAAGGCGAUAAAACGGUUUUGAGUGGCACCGUUGAAGCCUUGGCGGGUCCGCGCAGCAGAGAUUCCCUUCUUUGGGAAAAAUACCGCUGUUCUGAUCCGCAUAAAGUGGAUAAGACUUUAUUAACAUGGAGAGAAGCCGUUGGUGACUCGCAAACCUCUUUAGAGAUAGUGGAUGAUGAUGACGAGGAUAUGUUCCACCUCGUACAUAUUGGUUAUGGUAAUUAUCUUGGUUCCGAUGAUUAG
Molecule: messenger RNA, 3357 nt
Organism: Phytomonas sp. Hart1
Lineage: Eukaryota; Euglenozoa; Kinetoplastea; Trypanosomatida; Trypanosomatidae
Source: the annotation of a GenBank genome assembly